Messenger RNA from Triticum dicoccoides, 2092 nucleotides. RefSeq lists its product as uncharacterized. The coding region runs from base 741 to 1760 and encodes 339 amino acids. The transcript is spliced from 7 exons. NCBI's taxonomy places the organism in Eukaryota, Viridiplantae, Streptophyta, Magnoliopsida, Poales, Poaceae. The record is from RefSeq and is a predicted model, not a curated record.
ACACACUUACAGCUGUCACACGCACGCACUCAUGCUUGGCACAGACAACUGGCAGUCACGCGGUGGUGCCUUGCACUGCCGCGGUGACAGAUGGAACCCUAGUGGUCGUCGUCUUCUUUUUCUCCUGCUUCGACCCCCGCCGACUCGGCUGGACGCUGGACGAGAUCAUCGUCGAGGUUUGUGGCUCUCUGCAGCAAUUUACUGCUGUAGAAUCUGCUUUUCGUUGCAAAAGGGGCAAACGGAUUUAUUCACAAGGUCCGCUCUACUCCACCCUCCACGUUCUUCCCGUGCAACGUAAUGCAAGCUUCCCGAGGAAUUUCCUUGUGGUAAGCUUAGCGCGACCAUCUAGAGCCGAAGUGCAGGCUACCUGUUCGACCAAAUGUCCCAGAAGAAAACCAAAGUCGACGCCGUCCUCGAAGGAGAGACGUAUGGCGCCGGCACCGUAACCGCCCAUGUUGACCGCCUCAGUGACCUCCCAGAUGCGCUCCUCCACAAGGUCAUGUCGUUCCUGCGGGCGUGGGAGGUGGCUCGCACCUGUGUGCUCUCGCGCUGCUGGCGCAACCUCUGGGCCUCUGCGCCCUGCCUCGACCUCCGGGUCUGUUGCAAAGCCCGUCACGGCCGGCUACCCAUGCGACUCGCCAGGUUCGCCAACCACUUCUUGCUCCUUCGGGAGGUGUCUGCGCCGUUGGACACACUCCGGCUGAUGACGACGGGGGGAUUACUGCUCUACGGAUGUCGACAUGUGGAUCCGUGCUGCCAUAAACCGCAGGGCACGGUUUAUCCAGCUUAGUCAUCAUCCAAGGGAUGAUGCCUUCUCUGAUCUUGAGCACGUGCCGUUCAUCUCCUGCCACCUGAAACACCUGCACCUGUCUGGCACAAUGUUGCGAGACAAGACACUAAUGCAGCUCUCUUCUCAGUGUCCUUCUUUGGAAGUCCUGGAACUCAAGGAGUGCUUCCUGUAUGCCCCCCAGAUAUCAUCUGCCUCACUUAUUAGUUUGACCAUGGUUGAGUGCAGGAUCAUGGCUGACCUGUCCAUCGCUGCUCCAAGCCUUGUAUCACUGUGCUGUGUCAUACCAUACCACCGUGCUCCGUCGUUUGAAAACCUGGGGUCGCUGGCUACCGGCACCAUCAUGUUAAAUGACUCUUUCUUGCAUGAUAAGUUUGAAUACAAGUACAAAGAUCGCGAUGAAGAUGCAUUUGAAUGUGAUAGCGGCGACGACAGUGACUCUGAUGAUGACCACUGUGAUAGUGAUACUGAUACCGACUUGAGAACUUCUGACAUAUUGGAUGGUGCUAAAGUUUUAGGUGGCCAAAAUGUUAUCCGCAGCCUUUCAAAUGCUACAAGUUUAGACCUGAUAGCUGAUGCCGGAGAGUUGAUUCUGAAUAGGGAAUUGGAAAUAUGCCAAAUUUUUAGCAACCUGAAGGUGUUAACCCUUGGUGAAUGGUGUAUGGCUGCCGACUUCUAUCCGUUAGUUUCAUUCUUGCAGCAUGCUCCAAAUCUGGAGUCUCUUUUUCUUAAACUUAAAACGGAUCAUGAGGAAAUAGAAGACAAUAUCAGACUGGAGGGUAUAUCAUUUGCUUGCAAGAACCUUACAAUGGUCAAGAUAAAAUGUCCCAAGGAUGACGAAAGAGUUCCUGUGUUAACACAAAUGUUCAUGGCUAAUGGCAUACCCAUCGAAAAGAUAGAUGUCUGUCACCGUCAGACUCGCAAAACUUGUCAUCAAUCCUUGGCCCUAAGGCGUGGAUAUGCUGCUUUGUAGGAACUGCAAUUUCAGCGGUAUCACCGCAAUGGAAGCCAUUGGCUAAGGCUGGCCUCGCUCAUUUCCAAGAUCCGGGUGCCUUCUCACUCUGUCCCCGCCUCCCCUGCGCUGGUGUCUUCUGGAGCUGGAGGGUAGAUCCUUCUUUACCUGGUUUUUGCUGGCCUGCGUGCCAUGGUUGCCUCGUUGGCUGCAUGGAUCGGUUUGAACCUCUUCCGCCUUUUUUGUAAGCUUGUUGGGCUUUAUUUAUAAAGUCGGGCAAUCUGACUUUCCUCUAAAAAGUAUAGACAAAAGAAGAUGUUUUUACAUGAGUAUAGUUCGCGGGAACAGCUUUA